AAACAGAUCAGCCUUCUGCCAUCCAGCAUUUCAGCCUCAUCUCCGAGUACCAUUGUGUUGGGAUAAAAGCUAAGCAGGAAAUGUAUUUGUCUCGGUUCGUACAAACGUUGGGAAACUUCUAAUGUGGCUGAGGAAAGAGAUGUAAAGUGCGGUGUUCAUCCACUUGUUGAUUAAGACUCGCGGUUAGCUGACUAACGUUAGCUCUACCGACGCGCACUUAACACAAGACUGGACGAACCUCAUCUCACCUUCAGUAUGAGCACAGCGGAACCUUUAUGACUAACUGUUAAUCUGUGCUUCGGAUUUACGACUCGAAUCCGGGUGGUUGCGUUAUCGACAGUCAGUCGUGGUCUUAAAUAAUGGACAGCGCCUCGUCCAGAGGAGGAAACAAAGUAACGUUAGUUUAUCCAAGAGAUGUUCAUGUGCAGUAACUUCAACAGCUGCUGUUAACGUGAAAGGCUAUGUUGUGUAUGAAAUGGACACGAUCAACCAAUAUCCCGUAGACUCUGGCUUUCCCGAAGGAGAUCACAGGAUCUUUUACAGGUCGGACAGAUCUGGGAGUUUUGAUGAACAUCACGAUAAUGGUGAGGGAUGGAAAGUGAUGGAUGUGACUCUUACCGGGGGAGCACCCUGGGGUUUUACCCUGAGAGGUGGACUGGAGCACGGAGAACCUCUUCUUAUAACCAAGGUGGAAGGGGGCAGCAAGGCCGCGACCGCAAGACUGCAGGCUGGAGAUGAACUUGUCAACGUCAACAACAUUUCUCUCAACAGCUACAGACAAGAGGCCAUCUGCCUAAUCAAAAGCUCCCACAAGACUCUCAGCCUGAUAGUGAAAAGGAAGAUGAAAAUGGUGGAUAUUGUAGCACAGAAAAUGCCAUCAGAGAGUGACGUGCAUAUGGCCCGGAGCUUUCUCACGAAGAUUUUACGAAGUUCCAUGAGAAAGAACCGGUUUAAAGGGAGAAAUGAACCCAUGAGCAGACCUCACUCCUGGCAUGCCACCAAGUUCAACGAGAGCCACUCAGAAGCCAAAAAACAGUCCACACCCUCACCAGUCUGGCAAACAAGAAAUGAUGCAAGUUCAUUCUCCUCUGAAGUCCCAGCUGGUUGGGAGCAAACAAAUUUACGGAGAGUAUCUGAUCAGUUCAGCUCUUUGGGUAGUAUGGACAGCCUAGAGCAUAGCUCUCAUCCCUGUCCACCUGGCUGUCUUUCCCCGAGCAAGUCCAAUAAUAACAGCACUGAACAUUUGGGUGGUAAACGAGACUCUGCAUACAGCUCCUUUUCUACAAGCUCAGGAACCCCAGAUUACACACUGUCCAAAAUUAACGCUGCUUCCACUGAGAACAUGCUGUACAAAAUUAAUCAGUGGGACUCAAGUGGCAGGCACAGCAAUGGCAGACAUAACCAAAGCCAAAACCUAAGCGAUGGGGUACGACAAGAUGAGAGGCUUGGAUACUUGCAGCAUAUCACAAGUUCAGUUAGCCAUGAGGUCCCAAAAGCUGAAGAACAGCCAGGCACUCGGCAUUCAAGCUCUGGAAGAGUUGGUAUUGGACCUGUCUGGCAUGUCCCAGAUAUGAAGAAAAACACAGUAUGCUCCACCCCACCUCCCACUCCACCGACACGCAGUGAUAGUUUUGCAGCUACCAAGGUACAUGAGAAGGGUUUGAUCACAAGCUCCUCUGAGGGCCUUGGUGUUCAUGCCCAGUUAAAGCCUCAGGUAAAAGCCUUGCAAAAGGCAGGAGAAACUCAUGAAAGCAUGCAAAGGUUGCACCAAGUCAACGAGACAGGUCUUGAGGGUCGAAACGAUUAUAACCUGCCAUCCAAAAAUUAUUCCUCAAAAAAUCCCUACAUUUCAUCUGAUGCCUAUCAUCAGUGUCCACACCAUAUGUCAUCAGACAAGACAUAUUCCCUAUCAACGAUAGAUGUUAGAGAUAGAAAUCAAUCAUAUGCCUAUGUUCCAUACCAUCCACGACAAUACAGCGAUGAGGGCACUUUCCACGCUCAAACUAGGACAAUACCAGCACUGAAACCUCCAUUCAGUGGCUACUUUAGCAGUAUGCAAGAGCUGUCCACAAACAACCACAUGCAACUCAAUAGCCAGAAUCAAACUAGAAGGCCAACUGCAUCAUCCAGUCAUGUUGGAGUUACCUCUCAUCGUAUCGCUCAGGGAAUGUCUCAGGCUUCUUUAGUGAGAAGUGAUGACUCUAAAGCUUCUUCAGUCUCAGAAAUGUCACACAGUGGACGGGACAGGAUGUCUAUAGGUUCACAAGGAGGAGCAAAAGACAGCUAUUUUCCACCUCAGUCACAGCACCAUGAGACCGAUCAUAAAGACAAUAAUGCACCCUUCAAACAAAUUUACAUCUGUCAUCGCGAUUUCUCUGUUCCAAAUAAUCCCUUCAAUAUACCUGAUUCAGCAAAACCUUCUGAACUGAGGGGGACCCAAAGGCAACACCAUGUGUCUAGCUCAAAUGAGCAUUCUGGUAGUUAUCCCCCUAGUAAGCAACCCGAGCACAGGAGAAGUGCAGUUCAUCUCAAUCUUAAAGAGUACUCCCAGCAACCUUUUCCAUCUAAAAGCGAGUCAAAGAUAUGUCCCCAGAAAACACCUAUGCUGUAUUCUCUGGCCCAAGAGCACAAUGACGUGGAGGACUCUCAAGAUGAGGUCAACAGUGGAAGUGCACAACAGGUAGCCCUUGACAGUCAGAGUGGCAAGACGUCAAGACGAAGUGACCAAUUUGCCACCACCUUGCACAACGAGAUCCAGAUGAGGAGGGACCAACUUCAAAAGCGUCAAAGCUCAGCAACUUUAGAAAGUCCGGUUGAAGCUGUAGAAGAUCCUGCUGUCUGGAAGACCACUGGAACUUCUUCUUCCUCUUCGGAUGGCUGCUUUUCCAGUUCUUAUAAAGACCAUUUGAAAGAAGCCCAGGCCAGAGUCCUCCAGGCUACAUCGUUUAGGAGAAAAGACCUUGAGCCAGUCUUGUUUGAGCAUCCAGGUACUGAGGGUCCCACUUGGAAAGACACACUUCCACUUCCUGGUGUCUCAGAGGUCCCAGGGAGUAAUCAGGUGCUUCGCAUUGGUAACCGCAAACGGUUUUCUGCAGAAAGGAAAGUUAGGUCUUUUUCUGAGCCAGAUAAAAUUCAUGAAGUAGGAGCUAUGUGCAGUGUGCCUGAAAAUGCUGUACCCUUAGAAAAUCGGUACAGAUUAUUGGAGAGGAAACCAGCUUUCCCUAAGCCUAAACCAAAGCAAAACCUGCAUAUAUCUGAAGACACCAAACACUCCAAAUCUGGAGGCAUGCAUUAUUCUGCAAAGAGUGACACAGCAGGGCAGAGUAACAGUGAAAGCUCAACCCCUACAGAGCACCACCUUAAUGAAGGUCAAGCUGGCCCUCACUCUGUGAACCGACAAGCCAUACUAGAACAACAGCGACUUGGCACCUUUGCGGAGUAUGAAGCCAAAUGGAACAUCCAAAGGAAAGCAGCCGAACCAAGAGUAUCUGGACGAUAUCACUCCGCUGAUAACAUCCUUGAUACAGGGAAUGUGAGACAGAGUAACCCCACCAGUGUGCAUGAAAGAUCUAGAUCCUCCCCUUCUGCUGACUUCUAUGGGCAGAAACUUCCAGUUCAAGAAAAGAAGUCAGCUGACUAUUCCAAACCUGAGACAAAACUCUGCGAACGGUAUAAGAAUAGUGCAAGCCACUGGUUCUAUACAUCCAUCAGGUUACAUGAAAAAGGAUACAGUGAACUCGUAUGCAAGGAGAAACCAGAAGAACCUCCUUUGGCUUUGACUGAAGACCUGGAAAAAAAUACUUCAGAUCCUCCAUCCUGUCAUCAUAAAACUGCACUGCAUUUCUCUGACCACAGCACUCGCAGUGAACCUGCGAGUUCCAGAAACAAGAACUCUGUUCUCUUGCCCCAUCUGGAGAAGUACAAAUGCCCUGGGGGGACACCACCUCCUCUUAGCAAAUUUCAGGAGGUCCAGCCUGGAUCCCAAGGAGGAGUCUUGGCCUCACUUUCUCCUAUCAACAAUCAAAGCUCCGCCCCGCUUUCAGCCUCUGUUCCCUGGAAGGGUUCAGAGCACAGCAAAGGGCCAACCAGGGAGGAGGAGCUACAAGAAGAGCUUGUGCCUCCUCCCUUUCCACCUCCUCCCCCUCCAGCUGUCCUGCCCACUCAACAAACCGCUGGCCCGACCCAGCCCACCAUGGAGGGGCAGCGUUCACCCUCACCCCAGUUUGCUCCCCAGAGGCUGACUGACAAGCCCCCUGUCUCUGUCUCCAUACAGGAUGAAGCUCCUGGAAGGAUGGAUCGGGUUAAAGAUGAGAACAUGUCAGUGAAGAAAGUUCCCAUUAAGAUUGUUCACUUCGAGAGUGACACUGAAAAAGAAAGUCGACAAUAUCUCGACCUGUCCAUCAAGACCCCUGUCAGCUCUCAAGGACCCGGAGGAACUCCUCUUCAGAGUUUGGGGAACCCGGAUCAGUCAUACUCUCUGUUCUGUACUUACACCAGGCAAAAGGACCAGGGGCCUGGUCUGAGAGAAGCAGAUAUGGGUCCUCUGAAAGACCAGGGUCCGCAAACCAACAUGAACCCAGAAUCUUAUUCGUUACAUGGCCUGCAGACGAUCCCUUUAUCAGAUCAAAGCAGCAACGGAGUGUCUUCACAUCCCUCGCAGUCAGAUGAUGACAAAAAAACAAAGGAGCUGGCUAGAGACAUAAUGGACAAAGACAAGUCCCUAGUGGACAUUUUAGACCAGAGUAAGAUGAAGACCACCAUGGAUCUGAUGGAGGGGAUUUUCCCACAGGGAGAGCAGUUACUGGAGGAGGCCCAACAGCGCAGGAAAGCUGCACCUAAACCGCUCUCUCCUCGCAACUCUGUGGAGAAGAAAGAGGAGGAAAGCCUGAUGGCAGCCACUACUUUAGUGACUAAUUCAACCUACUACAGUACAUCUGCACCCAAAGCAGAGCUGCUGAUCAAGAUGAAGGACAUGCAGGAACAGAGUGUGGAACACGACUCCGAGGAGGAGCUGGAGGAGGACAAUGAAAGUGAUCUUGCCAGCAGGAAGCAAGAGUUGAUUGACAGUCUCAGCAAGAAGUUGCAGGUGCUGAAGGAAGCUCAGGAGAGUCUACAGGAGGAUGUGCAGGACAACAAUGCUCUUGGGGAGGAAGUUGAGGCCAUCGUACAGGGUGUCUGCAAGCCUAAUGAACUUGAAAAGUUCUGUAUGUUCGUUGGAGAUCUUGAUAAAGUGGUCAACCUUCUGCUGUCUCUGUCUGGACGCUUGGCUAGAGUAGAGAAUGCCCUGAACAGCCUGGAGGAAGACGCUUCACUGGAGGAGAGGCGUACACUGACAGAGAAACGCAAACUUCUGAUCCGUCAACAUGAGGAUGCCAAGGAGCUGAAGGAGAAUCUUGACAGGAGAGAACGGUUGGUCUACGACAUCCUUGCCAGCUACCUGUCAGAGGAGAAUAUGGCUGAUUAUGAGCACUUCGUGAAGAUGAAAUCCGCUCUUAUUAUAGAGCAACGAAAGCUCGAGGACAAGAUCAAACUGGGGGAGGAGCAGCUCAAGUGUCUGAUGGACAGUCUCCCAAUGGACCAGAGGAUAAGCAACUGAGGACUCAAAAGAAACAGUUCAUGCAGUGAUCCACAGCAACUCUCUUGACGUCACACUAAAUAACAGGGUUCCAAAGCAGUCCUAAAUGUGGUCCAUUUACUGCCAAUGAAAUUGUAUUCUGGUCAUAUAUUGAGUGCUCCUCGUCUGCCACGGUAGACAGCAUUUUGGCAUGACUCAUGAAGACCCUGAAAGUGCUGGGCACUUUUAGAUCGUGAUUUGACCAAAUCACCUGUCAGCUGAUCUUAUACUUUUUUAUGAGCUUUCAAUGAUACACGGCCAGUAGAAUUAUAUUGUGAAUUAAUAAUACAUUUUAACAGACGCUUUGAAUUUUUUCUCACAUCUGUUUAAAUAGGUCCAUGCCCUUUUUGCCCCUAUGUGCUUUCAAAAUUUGACACUCUGUAUGUCUCGCUCACUCACUGUGCUGUAUCUUUUUAACCACUAGAGGGCAAUGAACGACACCUCAAUUGCCUGAAUGCCAAUACAAACACUUGUGAUUCAAACAUACACUCAAAUCCCGGUGGCAUAAAGCUUUGCACAUGUAAGCUAUGUUUCUAUUUACACCAGGAGGUUGUAAUUAACUUCUGAAAAUGACUUUUUGAUGGUGCAUUAUUUCAAAUGACGUGUCACUAUCCUGGUCAUGUUAAAAAUAAAUCAAUUAUAUUUUUAGUAAUUUAUUUUAGCCUUUUGAAUCUUUGUAUAUAACUAGAAUAGGCUAGAAUUGUACCUUUCACUUUAUUUUAGCCAAGCAAACUACCACUUUGGUCUGCGCGCUUUUUAUAGAUGUAUUUCACCAUACAAUGCUUUGUUACAUCAGAAUUAGGAUUGACUAAGUUUUCUGCUGUUUAAAGAAUCUAGACUUGCAUAGACUCUAUUUCACUAAGGAUCCAGGGCUUUUCUAGAAAAUGCAAGCUGCCUUUUACUCCAAUGUGUAUGUCAUUUAUUAUUUCUUCUGUAAGAUAUUUGUGGUUUGAUGUUUAAUUUAUGGAGUUAGAACAAAUGAAUAUACUCAAGAGAGGAAAAAGGCAUCAUAUACAACUUACAUCUUACACAGCAUGUAAUAUAUUAAGCAGUGACAAUAUUGCAGAUAGCUAAUAAAAAGCAGCAACGUGUGUAUUGCAUUUGACAUUA
Messenger RNA from Carassius carassius (crucian carp), 6724 nucleotides. Its product is annotated as protein Shroom2-like. Gene Ontology annotation, biological process: actin filament organization. Gene Ontology annotation, cellular component: cortical actin cytoskeleton; apical plasma membrane; apical junction complex. The record is from RefSeq and is a predicted model, not a curated record. Gene Ontology annotation, molecular function: actin filament binding. NCBI's taxonomy places the organism in Eukaryota, Metazoa, Chordata, Actinopteri, Cypriniformes, Cyprinidae. Bases 476 to 5596 code for a protein of 1706 amino acids. The transcript is spliced from 15 exons.